UCGCACACGCGUGGCUGGCGCGGAGGCUCCUCGGGCCCGGCCUCCGCUGCCGCCCCAGGGGCGUCACUUCCUGCGCUCCGGAUGCACCUCCGGGGCAGCGCCGCUGUUGCGCGGAGACGGCGCCAUGGAGGCCGGGGCUGAGCGGAAGAGGCAGCGAGAGGAGGCGGCAGAGACGUCUGACUUGUCCGGGGAGGAUGAUGAAGACUAUGUGCCCUACGUGCCCGUCAAGCAGCGCAAGCAGCAGAUGCUGCAGAAGCUGCUGCAGAUGCGGCGGAAAGUGGUGUCAGAGGAGGAGCAGCGAGACAGCGAGAGUGAGCAGCGGGGUGACGAAGAUGACAUCCCGCUGGGGCCCCAGUCUAACAUCAGCUUGCUGGACCAGCACCAGCACCUCAAAGAGAAGGCAGAAGCGCGGAAGGAGUCAGCCAAGGAGAAACAGCUGAAGGAGGAAGAGAAGAUCCUUGAGAGUGUGGCAGAGGGCCGAGCUCUGAUGUCAGUGAAGGAGAUGGCAAAAGGCAUCACCUAUGAUGAUCCAAUUAAAACCAGCUGGAGAGCACCUAGAUACAUCCUGGGCAUGACAGAGGCACGGCAUGAUCGUGUGCGCAAGAAGUACCACAUCCUGGUGGAGGGGGAAAGCAUUCCCCCCCCCAUUAAGAGCUUCAAGGAGAUGAAGUUCCCAGCAGCUAUCCUAAGGGGCCUGAAGAAAAAAGGAAUCCAGCAGCCCACACCCAUACAGAUCCAAGGCAUCCCUACCAUCCUCUCAGGAAGGGACAUGAUUGGCAUUGCCUUUACUGGCUCUGGGAAGACCUUGGUGUUCACCCUCCCAGUGAUCAUGUUCUGCCUGGAGCAGGAGAAGCGGCUGCCAUUUUCCAAGCGAGAGGGACCCUAUGGACUCAUCAUCUGUCCCUCACGGGAGCUGGCCCGUCAGACCCAUGGCAUCAUUGAGUACUACUGUCGCCUGCUGCAGGAGGAUGGCUUCCCUCCACUGCGCUGUGCCCUUUGCAUCGGGGGCAUGUCUGUCAAGGAGCAGAUGGAGACAAUCAAACAUGGUGUUCAUAUGAUGGUGGCAACCCCUGGUCGCCUGAUGGACCUGCUGCAGAAGAAGAUGGUGAGCCUGGACAUCUGUCGUUACUUGGCCUUGGAUGAGGCUGACAGGAUGAUUGAUAUGGGCUUUGAGGGUGACAUCCGUACCAUCUUCUCCUACUUCAAGGGCCAGCGGCAAACCCUCCUGUUCAGUGCAACAAUGCCCAAGAAGAUCCAGAACUUUGCUAAGAGUGCCCUGGUGAAGCCCAUCACUAUUAAUGUUGGGCGAGCAGGUGCUGCCAGCCUGGAUGUUGUGCAGGAAGUGGAAUACGUGAAAGAGGAGGCCAAGAUGGUGUACCUCCUAGAGUGCCUGCAGAAGACCCCACCACCUGUGCUGAUCUUUGCAGAGAAGAAGGCAGAUGUUGAUGCGAUCCACGAGUACCUGCUGCUCAAGGGUGUGGAGGCUGUGGCCAUCCAUGGAGGAAAAGAUCAGGAGGAAAGGACAAAAGCCAUCGAGGCCUUCCGGGAUGGGAAGAAGGAUGUUCUGGUUGCCACCGAUGUCGCAUCCAAGGGCCUGGACUUCCCAGCCAUCCAGCACGUCAUCAACUACGAUAUGCCAGAGGAGAUUGAGAACUAUGUUCACCGUAUCGGGCGUACAGGCCGUUCAGGCAACACUGGCAUUGCCACCACCUUCAUCAACAAGGCCUGUGAUGAAUCGGUACUGAUGGACCUGAAGGCCCUGCUCCUGGAGGCAAAGCAGAAGGUGCCACCUGUGCUCCAGGUGCUGCACUGUGGAGAUGAGACCAUGCUUGACAUUGGAGAUGAGCGGGGCUGUGCCUUCUGUGGUGGCCUGGGCCAUCGCAUCACUGACUGCCCCAAGCUGGAGGCCAUGCAGACCAAGCAAGUCAGCAACAUCGGCCGCAAGGACUACCUGGCCCACAGCUCUAUGGACUUCUAGCCUGGGGACUAUGCUGCCCUACACUCCCCCUUUGUGGGCCUUUAAGCCCUUUCAGGCAGGGCAGUUCCCAGAUGCCUGUCCUGCACAGCUGUGCCCCCGCCUUUCCAGGCAUUUGGCCACCAGGGCUGUUGCCAGCUCAGCCUGACGAAGCUCUUGCCCUGGGAGGAAAUCUUUGGAGCUGUGCUGCAACAGGCAUUUACGUCAGUGGCAAGUUGGGCAAGCAGGUGGUGGUGCCUGAGGGAAGGAGGAAGCCCCAGGUGGAGCAACUGGUCUGUGCUUAGCUUGUGGUGCCUCAGCCAGCAGUCAUGUGGCCAGGAUUUUGUGUUGAUCCUCUCCAAAGUACCUCAACUCCUCCAGGACCAUUCCCCUAACUUGGUUUUGUUGAUUCUCAGCUGAUGGCUGUUCCAUAUCCCCCAAACACACAGCUGGGCCAAGGUGCUGUGCUGGUGUUGGGCGGCCCCCACAGUGCUUCCUGCGCUCUGCCUGUGCGUGUUCUGCCCCACUGCCCUUGUGUAAGGGGGAGGGCAGAGAGACAGAUGGACACCUCCUAUGGCCCAGCCUCUGCCCCUCAUCCCACACACCAGAAAGGGGAAGUCUCUGAGAGAAGGAAGUCUGCCCCAUGCAGUUGCUUCAGCUGCAGCAGUCACGUUUUCUCUGCUGCUGGUAGCUCAAGUCGCUGAACAUUGUGCUGUCUGCCAGGGCAGCACUGGGCCUAUGGAGGAACCUGUGAAGGAUGGAAUCCUCUAUGUGCACCACAGCAAAUUUGGAAAGGUAAAGAUUUGAUCUGGGGCACUGGGUAGAGGGUUUGCCCUCAUCUGUCUUGAUGCCAGGGCUGGGACUGGGCCUUUGGCAGUCUGGGAAGAGUACUAGAACCAGAUCUCUCAGAGAUGCCCUGGGGAGGCCCUGGGCUCUGCCUGUGGCUGAGCAGACUCAUCCUUCCAGGCACUUUUUUGGGUUUGCCCCUUCUUCUUGCUUGGUCGCCACACAAUUUACAAUGAAACAAUAAAUCUCUGCUAAUGA
Pogoniulus pusillus (Red-fronted tinkerbird) is the source of this 2998-nucleotide messenger RNA. RefSeq names its product DEAD-box helicase 41 (gene DDX41). The transcript has 17 exons. Gene Ontology annotation, biological process: mRNA splicing, via spliceosome. Gene Ontology annotation, molecular function: ATP binding; zinc ion binding; RNA binding. The coding region runs from base 125 to 1978 and encodes 617 amino acids. Gene Ontology annotation, cellular component: spliceosomal complex. NCBI's taxonomy places the organism in Eukaryota, Metazoa, Chordata, Aves, Piciformes, Lybiidae. The record is from RefSeq and is a predicted model, not a curated record.